This is a messenger RNA of Rangifer tarandus platyrhynchus (Svalbard reindeer), 951 nucleotides long. The record is from the annotation of a GenBank genome assembly. NCBI's taxonomy places the organism in Eukaryota, Metazoa, Chordata, Mammalia, Artiodactyla, Cervidae.
AUGGGUGACAUGGGAACGACCAACCACUCAGAAGUGACCGACUUCAUUCUUGUCGGCUUCAGGGUCCACCCAGAGCUCCACAUUCUCCUCUUCCUGAUAUUUUUGCUUGUCUACGCCAUGAUCCUCCUAGGAAAUAUUGGCAUGAUGGUCAUUAUUAUGACUGACCCUCGGCUGAACACACCAAUGUAUUUCUUCCUAGGCAACCUGUCCUUCGUUGAUCUCUUCUAUUCUUCUGUUAUUGCACCCAAGGCUAUGAUCAACUUCUGGUCUGAGAGCAAGUCCAUAUCCUAUGCAGGCUGUGUGACCCAGCUCUUUCUCUUUGCCCUCUUCAUUGUGACUGAGGGGUUUCUCCUGGCAGUCAUGGCUUAUGACCGCUUCAUUGCCAUCUGCAACCCACUCCUCUACACGGUCCAGAUGUCAACACGUGUCUGUGUUCAGUUGGUGGCUGGUUCCUAUUUUUGUGGCUGCAUCAGCUCAGUUCUUCAGACCAACAUGACAUUUACUUUAUCCUUUUGUGCUUCUCGGGCCAUUGACCAUUUUUACUGUGAUGACCGUCCACUUCAAAGAUUGUCUUGCUCUGACAUCUUCAUCCAUAAACUGAUUUCUUUCUGUUUAUCUGGCAUCAUUAUCUUGCCUACCAUCAUAGUUAUCAUUGUUUCUUAUUUGUACAUUGUGUCCACAGUUCUAAAGAUACCCUCCACCGAGGGACGUCAGAAAGCCUUCUCCACUUGUAGCUCCCACCUGGGAGUCGUGAGUGUACUCUAUGGUGCUGGCUCUUUUAUGUAUCUCACUCCUGACAGAUUUCCUGAGCUGAGUAAAGUGGCCUCCUUGUGUUACACCCUCGUCACUCCCAUGUUGAAUCCUCUGAUUUACUCUCUGAGAAACAAAGAUGUCAAAGAAGCUCUGAGGAGGAUCCUGGGGGGAAAUAUAUUUUUAUUUAUUUCUGUUUAA